Molecule: messenger RNA, 339 nt
Organism: Nannizzia gypsea CBS 118893
Lineage: Eukaryota; Fungi; Ascomycota; Eurotiomycetes; Onygenales; Arthrodermataceae
Exons: 2
Coding region: 1-339 (112 amino acids)
Source: RefSeq, a predicted model, not a curated record
AUGGGUCAACACUCCGAAAAGUCCAGCGCAGACAAUCGUGACCAACCCUGGAAGUCGUUCUGCGACCCGAACUCUAGCGAGUUCGACGCUAUAGUUCAGGAUAGUCCCGAUCAAGAGAUGGCUGGUCGUCUCCAAGCCGAACUUUUCAACUACAUGGACGAGAAUACACGAGGUGGAGGUAGAAAUGGUGGAAAUGGUGGAAAUGGUGGAAAAAAUGGUGGAAAAAAUGGUGGAAAAACUAGCUUAAUUGGACCCAAUCAACCUCAAGCAUCUUUCAUACCUAAAUUCUUGAGCAUUAGCUUAAAGCUGCUUCCUUCAACAACACGCAAAACAUUGUGA